AUACAAGAAAGCUUUAGAAAAUCUAUUAAAAAAUCCGUUUUGGGGGGAGAUUUUUGGAAAUUACGUAUGCCGCGGAGUAUAUCGAGGUCGCCGUCGUAUUCGCGGCGGCGCUACUCCCGGUCUCGCUCGCCGGCGGUCACUCACCGCCACUCCUCCCGUCGGGACCGUGCGCGUUCCCCUUACAGCAGGCGAAGAAGUCGUUCUGGUACACCGCGGCGACGAAGAAGUCGUUCUCCAGCUUCAAGGCAUCACAAGAGCCGCUCCCCAGUGCCAAGACGUCAUAGGAGACAUAGAAGCCGAAGUUCUUCUUUGUCUCCUUCACCUAAAUCUCGUAGUCCCAGUUCAACAUUGACUGAACGUAAGCUUGCUAAUGAAAAAUUGAAAAAGGAAGAAGAAGAAGAAGAAAGGAAAAGACUGCAGCAGGAAGAAGAGCUCAAACAAUUAGAGGAAGAGACUGCAAGGAGAUUGGAGGAGGAAAUUCGCAGUCGAGUUGAGGAGAAAUUGGGUUCCGAAGAAGUCAGGUUAGAAAUCGAAAGACAGAUAGAAGAAGCCCGGAAGAAAUUGUUUAAGGACGUCGAAGCUCAACUUCAAAGAGAAAAGGAAGCUGCCCUUGCUGAAGCAAGGGCAAAAGAAGAACAAGCUCGCAGGGAGAGAGAAGAGCUAGAUAAGAUGCUCGAAGAGAAUCAAAGGAGGGUAGAAGAAUCUCAGAGGAGAGAAGCUUUGGAACAGCAGAGGAAAGAGGAGGAAAGACUUCGAGAGUUGGAACUGAUUCAGAGACAAAAAGAAGAGGCUGCUCGAAGGAGGAGACUGGAAGAGGAGGAAGAGCGAGCAAAUCAGAUAUUGCUUGGUAAGAACAAGCCUCGGCAGAAGAUUGGCCUGUAGGUGAGUCUGAACAUACUUAUGUAAACCUAUGUUUACCUAUUGUUGUAUAAGUACGGAUUACUUUAGGAGAGUUGCUUCCUACAGUACAUUACUGUUUCCCUCGGUGUGACCAUUAUGUGCUGAAUACUUGCAGACUUUUGAUUUGAACUGUGAACAAAUUUACUUGUUUUCACUUUAUUUUGUAUUAAUGGAAACCCUUCAGUCGGAUA
Messenger RNA from Salvia splendens (bonfire salvia), 1091 nucleotides. RefSeq lists its product as uncharacterized. The record is from RefSeq and is a predicted model, not a curated record. Gene Ontology annotation, molecular function: cadherin binding. The transcript has 4 exons. The coding region runs from base 67 to 882 and encodes 271 amino acids. Lineage: Eukaryota; Viridiplantae; Streptophyta; Magnoliopsida; Lamiales; Lamiaceae. Gene Ontology annotation, cellular component: mitochondrion; nucleoplasm.